GACAAAUAUUGUAUAGCAUAGUGGUAGAUCUCCUAAAAAGGUAAUAGCGGGCUAUUAGCUGGCUAUUUUGUACAUUGAUGACAUGGCAGCUAGUAUAAAGAAAUAAGUGACUGAUCUGACGUGGACUGGACUGGGAGUUUCCUGACUUUAAGUUUUACACGCAGCUGACUACCCAUAAAUGGAGGCGGAACCGGGCGUUUCUAAGUACCCGUGAUCCCAUUAUCUGUUCAAAACAAAAAGUGGCCCUGAUCCUGCUCCCAGAGCGAAGACCCUUGCACUCUCGCGCGUCUUUUAGGUCGCAGAGCCUGGGGCACACAAGCCAUGGCCGGAGCAUGGACGAAGCGCGGCAGCGGCAUGCCGGCGCUGGGGUGGUGGCUCAUCGCCGUCGGCGUCUUCCGCUCCGCCUACACCUGGUCCUGCUUCUUCGGCUCCGCGGCGAUGUGCUCGGCCAUCUACUCCGAGAUGCCGAUGACCGGCGAACACGGGCGAACGGUCGCGGUGUGGACUCUGCUGUCCUGCACGCUGUGCUUCCUGUGCGCCUUCAACCUCGGGAACAAGCCGCUCUACGCAGCCACCUUCCUGUCCUUCCUCUACGCCAUCAGCUACCUAACCGUCGAGUGCCUGGUGUACCACACCAUCCGUGCGGCUAGACUCCCCCUGUUCAUACUCAUCGCAGGGACAUCCAUGGUUUGGAUGCUUCUUGAGUGGAACACCAACGGGCAUGGACGACCCCGUCCCCGUGAGGCUACCAAGAAGCACUGAUCAUGGUUCUUUUCCCGUCAAAAUAAAAUAGUGGACAUCUUCUGUAACAAUUAAUAUAAUGUGUAAUGUUUUAGGAUACUUUGCAGUGUCUCACACUUGGCUUCUACUACUAUGGUUCAAUCAUUCAAGUAUUCAAUGUAUUCAUGCAACAUGGAAUUAUGUAAUGCUUUUUUUUUUGUAUUUCUUCUCUAUUUGUUGCGGCAGCGGCAACUGGCCAGGGAGUGCUUCCUCUGCCCUCUCUUCAUUCCAAAUUGUAGGUUAUGUUAGCUUUUUUAGAUACGUAGAUUUUACUAAGGUU
Messenger RNA from Panicum virgatum (switchgrass), 1060 nucleotides. Its product is annotated as ergosterol biosynthetic protein 28-like. The coding region runs from base 322 to 762 and encodes 146 amino acids. The transcript is spliced from 3 exons. Gene Ontology annotation, cellular component: membrane; endoplasmic reticulum. The record is from RefSeq and is a predicted model, not a curated record. Gene Ontology annotation, molecular function: protein-macromolecule adaptor activity. Lineage: Eukaryota; Viridiplantae; Streptophyta; Magnoliopsida; Poales; Poaceae.